Messenger RNA from Ictidomys tridecemlineatus (thirteen-lined ground squirrel), 1987 nucleotides. NCBI's taxonomy places the organism in Eukaryota, Metazoa, Chordata, Mammalia, Rodentia, Sciuridae. The record is from RefSeq and is a predicted model, not a curated record.
CUCCGAAGCGGGCUGGGCCGGCGCCCGCGUUCCUCCGCAACGCGCGGCUGCAAGAGCCGCCACCAUGGAGGCGCGGGCGGGUGCCGGGCCUCGGCGGGCUGGUGGCGUGCUCGGUGCGGCCGGGCCCUCGUCCGCGAACCGCGCAACGCGGACCCCGGCGGCGCCCUGGGCGCGCUUCUCCGCCUGGCUGGAGUGCGUGUGCGUGGUCACCUUCGACCUGGAGCUGGGCCAGGCGCUGGAGCUGGUGUACCCCAGUGACUUCCAGCUCACAGACAAGGAGAAAAGCAGCAUCUGCUACCUGUCAUUUCCUGACUCCCACUCAGGCUGCCUUGGGGACACUCAGUUCAGCUUCCGGAUGCGCCAGUGUGGAGGGCAGAGGAGCCCCUGGCAUGCAGACGACAGACCCUACAAUGGUGGGGCCCCCGUGGCACUGCAGAGGGAGCCAGCACACUACCUUGGCUACGUGUACUUCAGGCAGGUGAAGGACAGCUCUGUGAGGAGGGGCUACUUCCAGAAGUCUUUGGUACUGGUGUCCCGCCUGCCUUUUGUCCGGCUGUUCCAGUCGCUGCUGAGCCUAAUUGCCCCUGAAUAUUUUGACAAAUUGGCACCCUGCCUGGAAGCAGUUUGUAAUGAGAUUGACCAAUGGCCAGCCCCCGUGCCUGGGCAGACCCUGAACCUACCUGUCAUGGGAGUCGUCAUCCAGGUGCACAUCCCAUCCCGGGUGGACAAGCUGGAGUCCAAGCCUCCAAAGCCGUGUGACCAAGAGAACCUGCUGCCCGCCCCAGUGGUCCUUUCCAGUGUCCAUGAAUUAGACCUGUUCAGGUGCUUUCAGCCCGUGCUGACCCAUGUGCAGAUGCUGUGGGAGCUCAUGCUUCUUGGGGAGCCCCUGGUGGUCCUGGCACCUUCACCUGACGUGUCCUCAGAGAUGGUGCUGGCCCUGACCAGCUGCCUGCAGCCCCUCAAGUUCUGCUGUGACUUCCGCCCCUACUUCACCAUCCAUGACAGUGAGUUCAAGGAGCUCACCACACGCACCCAGGCCCCACCAAACGUGGUCCUGGGAGUCACAAACCCUUUCUUUAUCAAAACACUCCAGCACUGGCCCCAUGUACUUCGAAUCGGGGAACCCAAGAUGUCAGGGGACCUUCCUAAGCAGGUCAAGCUGAAGAAGCCCUCCAGACUGAAGACUGUUGACACUAAGCCAGGCCUCUACACCUCCUACACAGCCCACCUGCACCGGGACAAGGCGCUGCUCAAACGGCUGCUCAAGGGUGUGCAGAAGAAGCGGCCCUGGGACAUGCAGAGUGCCCUGCUGAGGCGGCACCUCCUGGAGCUCACACAGAGCUUCAUCAUCCCCCUGGAGCAUUACAUGGCCAGCCUCAUGCCACUGCAGAAGAGCAUCACACCCUGGAAGACCCCUCCCCAGAUCCGCCCCUUCCAUCAGGAGGAUUUCCUGCAGAGCCUGGAGCAUGCAGGACCCCAGCUCACCUGCAUUCUCAAGGGCGACUGGCUGGGCCUCUACAGGCGAUUUUUUAAGUCACCCCAUUUUGACGGCUGGUACCGGCAGCGGCACAAAGAGAUGGCCCAGAGAUUGGAAGCGCUGCACCUGGAGGCGAUUUGUGAGGCGAACAUCGAGACCUGGAUGCAGGACAAGUCGGAGGUAGAAGUGGUAGACCUGGUGCUGAAACUUCGGGAGAAGCUGGUGCGGGCACAAAGCCACCAGCUGCCAGUGAAGGAGGUGACGUUGCAGCGGGCACAACUGUACAUUGAGACGGUCAUGGGCUCCCUGCCCAAGGAUCUGCAGGCUGUCCUGUGCCCUCCCUAGGGUGGGGCAAGGUGUGCAGUCCCUGGAACCUGUCUGCCAAGCCCCUCCACCCUGGGGUGACCUUCAGCCAAGCCUGAGCUCCCAGCCUUUGCCCCCUUCCCAGGCUGUGGCCCCUCGACUUUCACCACCUUUGUCCCAGCAGUAAACGUGACAUUUGGAACCACA